Balaenoptera ricei (Rice's whale) is the source of this 2815-nucleotide messenger RNA. It is a transcript of the gene CCDC170, whose product is annotated as coiled-coil domain containing 170. The record is from RefSeq and is a predicted model, not a curated record. The coding region runs from base 312 to 1934 and encodes 540 amino acids. NCBI's taxonomy places the organism in Eukaryota, Metazoa, Chordata, Mammalia, Artiodactyla, Balaenopteridae. The transcript is spliced from 12 exons. Gene Ontology annotation, molecular function: microtubule binding. Gene Ontology annotation, cellular component: Golgi apparatus. Gene Ontology annotation, biological process: microtubule cytoskeleton organization.
AGCUGCUCCGGCCGCCGGCGCCCGCAGCCCACCCGCCGCGCCACCUUCGGCGUCACGUCGCCAGCUCCCGAGGAGUACAUGCCUACCAUCUUCUUGGAUAUGUUGUAAUUGACAAACACUGGCUGUCAGAAACUUAUGAUCAUCUCUUGGAAGUCGCAGUUACUCCAGAGCAGUUAAACCACUCUCGGAAUGUGGUCGAGGCUGCCCCGAGUGAACUUGCAGCAACUCUGGUCAAAUUUGAAUCUGCUCAGUCGGAGAAAUCCGAGUAUUAUUUUCCUUUAUCACCCACGCUUCGAGAACUGCGAUCCAAGAUGCUUUCCAAAGAAGUUUCCUGUCAAGAGUUGAAAGCUGAAAUGGAGAACUACAGAGAAAACAAUGCCAGAAAAUCGUCUCUCCCCACCUCUUUGAGAGACAGAGCUCAGGAGCUAGAAGAAGAAUCAGCGGCACUCUCCGCUUCUAAAAUUAGAAUUAAAAUCACAGCUCAGUCUGCAAUCAAGGAGAACCAGGAGUUAAAGAAGGAAGUUGUAGAACUGGACGAGAAAUUGCAAAAAUGUUUAAAGGAAAACGAGGAGAAUAAGGAUCAAGUCUCACAGAAUUGCAGGAAACAUGAGGAAUUUCUGACUCAACUUCAUGACUGCCUAGAUCCAGGGAAAAAGAAUGAAAAGGCAUCAGAUGAAGAUUUAAUUCUAAAGCUUGGAGAGCUGUGCAAGGAAAACGCAUUCGUGAAAGGACAAAUUGUUACUCUUGAAGAGACUAAAAAUGUCCAUGAGAUGGAGGCAAAAGCUAGCGGAGAAACAAUCACGAGGCUGGCUUCAGAAGUAAACAGAGAGCAGCAAAAAGCUGCCUCCUGCGUUGAAGAGAAAGACAAGCUGAACCAGAUGGUCUCCCAGCUUGAAGCCCAAAUAUCUGAGCUUGUUGGACAGUUGGGAAAUGAGUCCGGGUUUCACCAGAGAUCUCGACAGAGAGCCCAGAAAACAGAAAACAGGUUGGAGACUCUUCAGGGUCAGCUGACACACCUGGAGGGAGAGCUGGUCUCUGGAAACGUUUUGCGAGACAACUUGAAUUUCGAGAAGCAAAAAUAUCUUAAAUUUCUGGAUCAGCUUUCAGAGAAAAUGAAGUUGGACCAGAUGGCUGCUGAACUUGACUUCAACAUGCGUCUGGAUGUAGUUUUAGCUCGCACGGGGCAGCUGAUCCACCUCGAGAGCAGUGCAGUCAUUGAAAACAAGACGAUUGCCUACAGUUUACAGAGAAAGCUAAAGACUCAGAAAGAAAGACUGGAGAGCAAAGAGCUGCACAUGAACCGCCUCCGGCAAAAAAUAGCCCAGCUGGAGGAGGAGAAGCAGGUGCAUUCGGCAUCGGCUGCGGAGAGGGAUGAGGCCAGAGCCACCAUCAGGAAGUUGCAGAAGAAGGUGGAGAGGCUGCAGAAGGAGCUGAGUGUGUGUCGAGAAUUGAACACUGAGCUCAAAGCCAAACUGGCCGACACCAGUGAGCUUAAGAAUAAAACUUUGGAACAGACCAAAGCCAUUGAAGACCUAAAUAAAUCCAGAGACAAACUGGAAAAGAUGAAGGAGAAAGCUGAGAAAAAGCUACUGUCUGUCAAAUCAGAAUUGGAGAAGACAGAGCAUGGGGCUAGGGAGAGUAAAGAGAGGGCCAGGAACAUGCUAGAAGGGGUAACCAGUGAAAUGAAGACAUUAAAACAAUCUCUGGAAGAAGUAGAAAAGAGAGAAAAGCAGCUGGCGGACUUCAGGGAGGUGGUUUCCCAGAUGCUGGGCUUGAACAUGACCAGUCUCACUCUUCCUGACUAUGAAAUCUUCAAAUGUCUUGAAAGACUGAUCCAUUCACACCAGCAUCACUUUGUCACCUGUGCCUGCCUCAAAGAUGUGACCACAAGGCAAGAUGGACACCCACAGGGCCACUUACAACUUCUUCAUUGAACACUGUAUCUCUUGAGGGAGGGGGAGAUGAGAGAUAGGACAGAGUUCUCAAUUUCACAAAUUCCCCAAACCUUUGAAGUUUGAUCAGUGUGUGAAUAUCGUAUACUUUGAUGAUAGAGCAAGAAUCGAUCAUGGGCAAAAAAGGAUCUCAAAGGUGCCAGCCUUAGGUAGAUGUUUGGCACUAAAAACACCUAUUAUUUUAUUUGCUAGCACUUUGGGACCCAGAUGAAUUUCACUAGAUUGUGUAUCUAGAAUGGGAAAUGACGGUAGGGAAUUAACAAUUAUGGGGUUUCUAUUGUGAGUCAGGAGUUCUACUACCCAGUUUAAUUCUCAUAAUAAUAAUGUGGAGAAACUUUACUGUUUUUACUUUACAGCCUCUCUGGGGCUUGAGAGGUGAUCUUGGUUACCUACCUAUGAUUGCAGUUAGUUAGUGACAGAAUCAGAAUGAACACCAGGUCGGCUCAGUAGCAAAGACUGCACCUUCUCUGUUGUUUCACAGUCCUACUGUUUCUCCUGAAUUCCUGUGAUUCUGGUGGAAAUUGCCUUCAUCACAAAGCAAGGAAAACAUCUGUACAAUCAAGGAUUGAAGUCCAAAAGUGACUGAGAUUUAUGAGUGUAACCCACAUGAUUUCUUUAAAAAGCCAUACACCUAGUUAUGUGGAUGAAACAUACAUAGAUCUGAGGUCCUGUAAAAUGGUCCUCUUUUAAAUAAAUGUUGCUACCAGAUCGUAUUUGGUGGUAAUCAUUAAUGUUUGAACAGAGCCGAGCUCAGUACUUUAAAAAUGAAAGCUUUAACGUGAAAUACUGGUAAGAUGAAGAAAUCAUACACAGUUUAUUCACCAAUAUAUCAAAUAUCCUGACAGCAGGGAUACUUUUUCAGG